This is a messenger RNA of Dipodomys ordii (Ord's kangaroo rat), 735 nucleotides long. It is a transcript of the gene Znf511, whose product is annotated as zinc finger protein 511. Lineage: Eukaryota; Metazoa; Chordata; Mammalia; Rodentia; Heteromyidae. The record is from RefSeq and is a predicted model, not a curated record.
AUGGGCCACAGUGCUGGUGUUCAGGGCAAUCCCGCUGCCCCUGGCACUGAGCGCCCACCUGGCCAGGGCACUUCCGAACUGCUGCGUGGGGAGAGGACCCCUCAGGCGCCCUUCCGCUUCCCUGUGCACCCAGUGUGCUUCCCGCGGAACCACGAAUUCUUUGAGGAUGGGGAUGAGCUGUGUGACCUCUAGCUGUGUGACCUCACACAGGUGGCAGCGCUGCCAGAGAAGUCCAGGGCGCCUGAGUUCACCAGUCAAGUGGAGGGCUGCUACCAGGUAUUUGCAGCCCUCUAGGACUACCAGUAUCAUUACCACAUGCUGCACAGAAAUGUCUGCUCCCUCUGAAACCGGGCCUUCCCUUCCAGGCACUUGCUGGAGGCCCACAUCCUAGGGUGUCUCGACUCCUUCCAGAUCCUGGCAGAGAAACAGGAUAUGUACCAUUGCUUGGUUGAAAGCUCGGAAAAGUUCCAGACCAGCCAAGACCAGAAGGAUCACAUGGUGAGGCUCCACCUGUACCCUGUGGAUUUCCAAUUUGACAAGCCCAAGACAAGCAGAGGCCUCACCUUGCCUAGAGCCAGUGUAGGCCUGUAGGAGGUCCACACUGUGGACCCUAUGGAAUCUGUUUGGACAACACCAUGGAACUCAGCUCCAAACCCAUUACCCUCUACCAUAUGUUUUGGCCAGGGUGCAUCUCAAGGGUUUAAAAGCACCAAGAAAAGAAAUAAACACCACUAA